Messenger RNA from Mesorhabditis spiculigera, 576 nucleotides. NCBI's taxonomy places the organism in Eukaryota, Metazoa, Nematoda, Chromadorea, Rhabditida, Rhabditidae. The record is from the annotation of a GenBank genome assembly.
AUGAUCAAGGCUAUACUCGUCUUUAACAACCACGGAAAGCCGCGCCUGCUGAAAUUUUAUCACCAUUACACCGAGGAACAGCAACAACAAAUCGUCCGCGAAACGUUUCAGCUGGUCUCAAAACGAGACGAUAAUGUCUGCAACUUCCUGGAAGGCGGCACCCUGAUCGGCGGCAACGACUACAGGCUUAUCUAUCGUCAUUAUGCAACGCUCUACUUCAUAUUCUGCGUCGAUUCUUCAGAAAGCGAGUUGGGGAUCCUUGAUCUGAUCCAGGUUUUUGUCGAAACGUUGGAUCGCUGCUUCGAAAACGUCUGCGAGCUUGACCUCAUCUUCCACGUCGAUAAAGUGCACCAUAUCCUCGGCGAGCUCGUGAUGGGCGGCAUGGUCCUCGAAACGAAUAUGACGGAAAUUUUGUUGCGACGUGAAGAGCAGGAAAAAUUGGAGAAGCAGGAGGCUGGAAUCUCGGCGGCGCCGGCCCGUGCCGUCUCGGCUGUGAAGAGUAUGAAUUUACCUCAACAAAUCAAGGACCUGAAGCUGCCGGAUUUACCUGGUCUCAGCAACCUGAAGAAUGCAUUU